UGCCUUUUAUUUGCGUUCGCCAUGUCCUUGGCGAAGCGUCAACGAUUCAGCGGGCGGUGCGAGUCCAUUGGACCUGAUCAUUAUCAGGCGCUUGGAGUUGGCAGAACAGCGACCCAGAGGGAGAUCACUUUGGCCUACCAUCGGAGGGCGCUGGAAACGCAUCCGGACAGACUAAAUGGCAAGAAGGAGAACUUUCAGCCUGUAGCACUUGCUUACGAGGUGCUGAGUGAUCAAACAAAGCGCCAGGCUUACAACAUGAGCUUGGUGGGAAGCAGCAGCAGUGAUGGCACCAAACCCAAUCACAGCAGGCCUCACGGUGGAGAUGUGCAUUUGUUGGCAGACCAUCCCGAGGCGAUGAUCAGAAUUCUCCUCAGUGCAGAUCCGUCGGUUUGGGGGCGACUUUUGAAAGGGUUGAACUCCAUCCAGCGGCAGAGGCUUCUGGAUGGUUUGCAGUCUCUUGAAGCAAGUGGACGACGGCACCGUCAACCCAAAACUGUUGAAAAUGCUGCAGAGGCAUUCGGAGAUUGCGGUAGAUUAGCGUGCCUGUUUUUCAAGAAUUCGCGCAGCUUCGAAGCAAAAAUAACAUUGCAUGGCUUGGAGAUUUCGUCGCCCUACACAAUGUCCAAAGUGGUCGCGGUGUUUUACCACUCAAGCAUGGUAGAACUGAAACGACUCAUUGAGGUAUGCAUCAAAGAGAAACCAUACAUUUCCUUUGAAGAGGCAGUUCUGGGUUCAUGCAAAGCACUGGACAACGAAGGGCUCACGUGCCCCUUCAAGUUCCGCGUCCGCAUUGGCAGCGGUGGAAAGUAUCUCGUCGGCCCUCUUGUCAGCAACGUCAGUUUAGCCUUACGGAUGCGAAAAGAGUGCUUGGCAAGCGAACACAAUUUCACAAAACUGAAGCAGAAGUGGCGAAGCCAAGCUCAGAAUUCCGAGGAACGGGCUGUGCAGAUGAGGCCGAGACUUGUAUCUCGCUUGGUUGGGUUCCUUUUAGCCCAACAGGAUGCUGAGUCCUCUGCGCCAGUCGCUAGGGUGCGCAGGUGCUUGAAGCAGGGAGCUGACGUGGUUCUAAAGGUCCCAAUCCUGAAGAAAGUGUGUGACGCCUUGCAGCAACCAGCAUGGCAAUUGGAGCGGGAGCUGGCUUCCGGUGAUGGCCAGAAGGCGCUUAUGGAAUUCUUGGUUCAGAGGAAAAGUCUACGAGAUGUGCCGAAGAAUCCGAAGACCAAGUGGAUGGAGAUGCCACCUACUGCCUGGGAGCUAGUGCUGAGCUUCAAUGGCAUCACAGAUUUGGCGGCCGCUAUGAGCGUUGACAGGGCCCGAUGUCAGCAUGCUGGCACCAGCCUGCAGGCUCGAUGUGAUGGUAGGUUGAUUCUACUUCCAGAAGAUUUUGGGGAAUCAGAGCAGCCGGUUUUCCGAUUUCUGUGCUCAAAGUACAUGCAGCAAGUCCGAUGCAUCGACCUUCGUCAUAUGCCAGAAGACGUGACGAACGCAUCACUUCUAUGGGCAGUGAUGCGGCGCAAAGCGGACCUUGACAGAGUCAUUUUACAUCAUAGCACUCUACCCCCACCUUGUGAUCCGGCGCUACCAUUCUCGGUGGAGAUUUCCCUGCAGGAUUGAAUGCGUUGACAUGACGCCAGUUGCCUAGGCGGAACGUGUGCCAAUGUACUUGUGACACAUGAUGACACUUGCAUAGCUUCUUGAACGCAAAAAGCAAAGCAUAUCUCGUGCUUUGUCAGUCUACAGAUUGAUAGUUUAGCCUGGAACCGGUGUGGCCGUGUGCUGUUGUUGCAAAGAGCAGCGAAGGGCGGAAGGGAGUUGAUUGUGCUUCCUGUUUUGCAGUUCUGCCUUGAUCUUUAGUGCUUGCAGCUGCCUGGCGAAGCUGUUUGGCUGCCCAAACUUCCCCAUGAACAAAAAUGCAUGGGUUGACUGGGUUGACAUCAACCGGAAAGCCAGAAGAAAACCAGUUGCGAAGG
Messenger RNA from Cladocopium goreaui, 1970 nucleotides. NCBI's taxonomy places the organism in Eukaryota, Dinophyceae, Suessiales, Symbiodiniaceae. The record is from the annotation of a GenBank genome assembly.